CGUUUCCUUUACGUCAUGAGGUCUGAGGAAACGGUGCUGAAUGUAAACAGUGAGGUCUGUUGGAGGACAGGUAGGGCAGUUUGAGCUCAUUUUCACGUGUUGUAGGUGACACAGUGAAUUAAACUGAUUAAUUUAAGGUUAAAGAUUAAAACUAAUGAAGAUUUUUACACUUUAAAUUGUUGUCUUUAUGUCGCAGCUGAUAAUAUGAGGCUUUUAUCGAGGGCGGUGCGGUGUGCCGUGGGUCAGAGGAACCGCAGACAGUUCUGGGGUUGGCUCAAUGCAGUCUUCAACAAGUAAGACGAGAGUAAUCAUAGGAUUAAAGGGCAGACACAUUAAUGCCUGUGGAGACAUGUUAAAUAUCUGUACAAUGACAAAGCACAACACCUCAACACACACCUUUAAACACACACACCUGUAAUAUUGCACUAUAUUGACCGUGAAUUCAGUCCUUUCUGUAAAAUCAAAUUAAGGAUUUUCAUGGAUCAAUCAAUUAUGGAUUCAUCAACAGGACAUAUAGGGUCACAGACAUAGUACUAGACACCAAACAUCUUUUUAACUUUGACUCAUUUCUUUAGCAAAGAGACUAAACACAACUCACCUACUCUCUUCCAGCAGCUGUUUGUUUGUACAGAGACCUCAGGCCAGUCCAUUACGGACUACAGCGGGGUGCCGCAGCUCAAGGAAGAACAUUUAUGAUCAUUUCUUUAUGGAAAUACAAUCAGACCGAGACGCUAAGACAGAAGAACUAUUGCGUCUACAGUGAAAAUGACUCUUACAGUUCGUCCAAAAUGCUGCUGAUCAUCUUUCAACAGGUAAACGAAAACAUGACCACAUAACCCCAAUUCUGGCGUCCCUCCAUUGGCUUCCUGUCCAUUUUAUAAUUCAUUUUAAAAUUGUAUUGUUUUUAAAUCUUUAAAUGGAUCAGCACUGCAGUGUAGAUUACUGACCUCUUAAAUCUUUGUCUGCUGAUCAGCUCCAACUCGAGUUUCCAAAAACCCGUGGCGACCGAGCUUUCUCUUCUGUGGCUCCCAAACUAUGGAACGAAUCGAGAUUAAAACAUCCCCAACUCUUUCUACUCUUUCUACUCUUAAAUCGUGUCUUAAAACUCAUUUUUAUUCCUUUUACCUCAGCAUGAGAGUCGAGUGAUCUUUGUCCUUUUAUCACUUUUAUUUCUUUUAUGCUUUUGUUUUUUAAUUUCAUUUUUAAUGUUUUUUUACCUGAAUUUCUUUAUUUCAUCUUGAUUUUUACAGCAGUGUCUGUUCUUUUAAUUUUACUGUGCAGCACUUUAGUAAACUUGAAUGUGUUUUAAAUUGUGAUAUAAAUAAAACGGAUUGGAUGAUUGUUACUUCAAGGAAAUGAUCAUAAAUGUUCUUCCUUGAGCUGCGACACCCCGCUGUAAUCCGUAAUGGACUGGCCUGAGGUCUCGCUACAAACAAGCGUCUGCUGGAAGAGAGUAGGUGAGUUGUGUUUAGUCUCUUUGCUAAAGAAAUGAGUCAAAGUUAAAAAGAUGUUUGGUGUCUAGUACUAUGGCUCUGUAUUGCUAUCCUGCGGUCGUUACUAAAGUUGGUAUAACUAGAGAAGCAAGCGGUCGACAACAUUCAUCUCUGGAGGGAGGGUCUUACUCAGUGUAACUUUAUUUUACGCCGGAAUAUCCCUUUAAGAGAUAUUUAAAGUGGUGUCCUGUGGUGUGUUGUCCGGCUUAUCUUCACCCCUGUGUUCUAGUUUCCUGUGUUUGACAAAAACAUGACGUAUUCAGCGGACAAUACAGCAAAUAUUGAGUUUCAAAAUGUGAAAAUAUUAUUUUACCUGAUCGAUAAGCAGUUAAACAAACAUUUGGUGAUGAUUACUCAGGUUAAAACAACUGACCCACUGACGCAGCGGGCACGCUGCCAUGUAGACCAAGGGUGAGAAAGUGAUAUUACGUCAGGGAUGAGCGCCACACUGAGUGUUUGUGGGUCUCCUCUCAGGGUGGACUACGAGAGGAUCAAAGCUGUCGGUCCGGAUCGAGCCGCGGCAGAGUGGCUGCUGAGAUGUGGAGCCAAAGUCAGGUUUCAGGGCUUCGAGCGCUGGCACUUCGACUACAACGGAAUCCCAACGGGGCCUCUGGGCAGAUACAAGAUCCAGGGAAUCGACGCCACAGAAUCCUGCAUCAUGUACAGAGGGUUCGACCACCUGGGUCAGUGUCACAGUCUGCACCAAACUCACCCCACGACAGUCUGAUCAAACUUCAAUGUGGUGUUACAAUAGAUACACCAAAGACCUAAACCCCGCUCAGUUUCUGCUCCCUCUCAUGUUGGUCUCAGAGGAUUAAUGAAAUGUGUUUUUUUCACCCUGAUCUUGUCGGUCAGACGGUCAUUAAAUCAAAGGUUAAAGCUUUGUUCAGGGAGUGUAAAUUUUAGAUGAAGUAAACGUGAGCUUGACCUCCUCCGCCGUCGACCUGAAAGUGAUUCCCCUCUUUGUUAACAAGAAAGGAAAGGCGAGGGUGAAAGUGCGUCUCUCUCCCAGACUGAUUAUCCAAAAGUGACGCAAGUGAGCGGCGGGAUGUUUUUCACCCUCUCUGACCCCGUCUGCUGCUCCUCGCACUAACCCGGAUCUCUCUCUCUCUUUGGUGCCAGAGUCCGCACAGAUUACAAACCUGUCGUGUUUUCUUUUUUUUUUUUUUAGAUGGUUUGAAGUUUUUGGAGGAAAUCAAGUUCAAUAAGUGCAUCUACAUCGAGGACACCUGCCUGGAGAGGCUGAGCUCCAUAAAGAACCUGCAGGAGAGUGUGUACAUGAUGGAGGUGGUGUCCUGUGGGAAUGUGACGGAUAAGGGAAUCAUCGCUCUGCACAGACUCAAGUAAGUCUUUAUCCGCCUUUUCUGUUCGAUCAAAUCUUUGACUUAUAACUGAUAUGAUAAAGAUGGUUGAUUUCCUCUUGAUGUUGCUGCUAAAAUACCACAUUUAUGUCCUGCUAAAAAUAGGCGGGGAUAACGUGAGUUCAUGACAGCUCUCUGAGACGUCUAAGAUUCUGAUCGUGUCGUUUUAUCAUGUUUUAUGGCCACAAUAAUCAUGAGGUGAAAAAAUUUGAUACUGUCACAGCCUCGGUUACCAAAACGACAUGAAAAAAGUGAAAAUAAGAGAAAAGAAAAAGUGAAAAAGAUGAAGGAGCAACGCUGACACUGGAGAGAGAAAGUUUGUCAGUAUAAAUCGGAAAUAUUUCACACACAUCUAUAUUAAAGUCUGCAAAUACGGUAAAAAGAUCAAUCAAAUAUAUGAAUGGAAAUAAAACCAAAAGUUAAAUUCAGACUGAAACAGAGGAGUCCACCAGGACCAGGUCGAACUGUUUCAUUGGGUAAAAACGCUGUGAGGGGCGGGUAUUAAACCAGAUGAUUGACAGCAGGCUGAAAAAAACAGAAAGUUAGGCCCGAACUACACGUAUAUAGAUAUUUAUUUAUCAGGAUAUUUUUGUACUCCUGUCUAAAUAAAUGUAUCUGUCCACACGUGUUAGUUACAAAGCUACAUGAUUGGCCGAUGAAUCGUAACAGCGUGAUGCGUCAUGCAUUGUUUGCGGAAGCUACGCUAUUGCGUCGGGUCCAUGAGACGGUGUGGCGGCUAUAACAAAGCAGACGCGUCUGUGAGCUGGCUGACUGGUGGAUGUAAUUGUAUAAAACAAGGUUCACUUGCAAGGCUGAAAUUAGCCCCAACAGGGCAAAACAAACGUAAAGAAUACCCUGUAUGUCCGCCAUCGUUGUUGUUAUUUUUCCGGAUUGAGAUUUAUCCGGUUUGAGUGCUCCAAACUCCCGUUUUGGUGUGGUAGGGAGGCCUAAUCGGACAUAAAUAUGUGCGGUUUGAAAUAUAUCCUUAUUCGUGUAGAUGGGGCCUUAGACACGUGAAUGUUUUUCUUUUCCUUCCUCAGAAAUCUGGAGUACUUGUUCCUCAGCGAUCUUCCCGGGAUCAGCGACAGAGAGACGACGGUGGAGCGUCUGCAGACGGCUCUCCCUCGGCUGGAAAUCGCUCUGGAUCUGGACUGAACGUUAGCGUCAGAAACUGUGAGGAGGAUCGACUUCAGAGUAAAUAUGUAGAUCCUUAAAGCUCGAAGGUUAACUGGAUUUACACGUGGGUCGUUCUGAGCGGCGGGACGGUCCGACUGUACGAGGAGAAAUCAAGAAAGAAGCACUUUACAUGAAAAAUUGAACUCUUGUGUUGUUUAUUUUCAGCGUUUCAGGUGUUACAUGUGACUCCACAUGCCCAGGAUGUCAAAGUUCAUCAUUUUCUGUACAUAAAUUUGGCAAAAUUUGUACAAACGUGAAAACAGACAGAUGGCUGUGAACAUCCUUAGCACCAAAGCUUCAGAAAUAAAGAAUAAAAUGUCGUCUUUUUGUCGUGAUUUGCUCUUAAAUAUGGGAAUGUUUGACUCCUAGUGUCAAUAAAUAUGCUUUAAAGGUUUCUCCUCACGUUUAUAAUUUAAAAACUCGAAUAAAAACCCGUCACUCCUGCA
Molecule: messenger RNA, 4476 nt
Organism: Xyrichtys novacula (pearly razorfish)
Lineage: Eukaryota; Metazoa; Chordata; Actinopteri; Labriformes; Labridae
Source: the annotation of a GenBank genome assembly